Sardina pilchardus (European sardine) is the source of this 3660-nucleotide messenger RNA. RefSeq names its product arfaptin-2-like. NCBI's taxonomy places the organism in Eukaryota, Metazoa, Chordata, Actinopteri, Clupeiformes, Clupeidae. The transcript has 11 exons. Bases 199 to 1404 code for a protein of 401 amino acids. The record is from RefSeq and is a predicted model, not a curated record. Gene Ontology annotation, cellular component: trans-Golgi network membrane. Gene Ontology annotation, molecular function: phospholipid binding; protein domain specific binding. Gene Ontology annotation, biological process: intracellular protein transport; regulation of Arp2/3 complex-mediated actin nucleation.
CUGGUUGAGCAGAUUUGCAUUGGUCAGAAAUCCUGUAGGUGCAGCCGAUGGCCAUGAAGCAUUCAGCAGACUUUUAACAGAAAUCUCCACGGUGUCAUUCUUCUACAAUCUCGUUGGAUGCAAGUUUACGCUUGAAACUCGUGGAAUACUGUAAGCGGUGUUGUGGUUGAAUCUGGGAAGUGGUCACAGAAUCUCAACAUGGCAGACAGCAUCAUGAGCAAAGCAGCGACCAUGGAAAUCCCCAUCAACAGCAACGGAGACUCCAGAACACUGGGAGAAGAUGAUGGCCUCGAACAGGCUACUCAUUGGAACUUAGAUGAGAAGGACCUCCAACAGGUGAUGGUGUCCGGGCCCAACCUGAACGAAACCAGCAUCGUGUCCGGAGGCUACGGAGGCGCAGCAGAGGGCAUAAUCCCCACCAGCUCCAUCAAAGGCCCUGCCAUCCGCUAUAACCCUGAAUACUUGGGCAGAAGAAAAUCGGCUGAACCCAAAGAAGACCUGCGCAACAAAUCACGCGGCAUCAUCCCCAGCCAAUCAGCGGCCAGCCGGAUAGCCAGCCAGGCACAGCAGUACCCAGCUCCCAGCAUGCACCACAGUAACAGCAACCCAUCUAUGAUGGCGGAGGAGGCAACACGAGGCGUCGCCGUGGAGAAGUUUGACAGUGUGAAGAAGUGGGGCAUUAACACAUACAAAUGUACGAAGCAGAUGUUUUCGGAGCGUUUCGGCCGAGGUUUGCGCACGGUGGACCUGGAGCUGGAGACUCAGAUCGACCUGCUGCGCGACACCAAGAGCAAGUACGAGAGCGUGCUGCGCCUGGCCAGCGCCCUCACCAGCCACUUCUACAACAUGGUGCAAACCCAGCAGGCCCUGGGGGACAUCUUUGCUGACCUCAGCCAGAAGUCACCCGAGUUGCAGGACGAGUUUGGGUACAACGCCGAGACCCAGAAGCUGCUUUGCAAGAAUGGCGAAACCUUGCUGGGCGCAAUCAACUUCUUUGUGUCUAGCGUGAACACACUAGUAAACAAGACCAUGGAGGACACGCUGAUGACCAUCAAGAUGUAUGAGAAUGCCAGGCUGGAGUUUGAUGCGUACCGGGCGGACCUGGAGGAGCUGAGCGCGGGGCCCCGUGACGCAGGCACCAUGGUGCGGAUGGAGAUGGCUCAGCAGCAGUACCAGGUCCAAAGAGAGAAGUACGAGCGGCUGCGCAGCGACGUCUCCAUCAAACUCAAGUUCCUGGAGGAGAAUAAGGUCAAGGUAAUGCAUAAGCAGCUGCUCCUCUUCCACAACGCCAUCUCGGCCUACUUUGCAGGCAACCAGCAGCAGCUGGAACAGACUCUCAGACAGUUCAACGUCAAGCUCAAACCCCCCGGCUCAGACAAGCCAUCCUGGCUGGAGGAACAGUGACCCUCCACCCCACACUACCCGACCAAAACAAGAGAAACGCAACGAAAAAUGAUCUUUCUUACAGUGGACACACACAUACACACAUACACACACACACACAUACACACAUGCACAGCACACACAGAGAGACUGAUGGAGGGAUAAACAGACGGGCAGAAGGUUGCAUAAGUGGACAGAACAAGAUGGAAGGAAUAUGCCAGAAGGAGAGGAAGAGGCAUGUACUGUAUAUAACUAGUGUCAAGAGAGGGGCCAGUGACAACACGCAAUAUUGUGGCAGGGGUUCUCUCCCUUCCCCCAUCGUCUUUCUCUUUCAUUGUGUUCUGUUUUUUUUCUUCUUUCUUUUCUUUUUGCCCUUAUAUCUGUGUUUCUUUUGUUUUUGAAAGCCUUUCUUUCGUUCCAGAUUUUGAGUUUGAAUUGUCAAAACUACAGUCUUCACUCCAUGUUGUAGUUACACAGAAGGUCCUUAAACCAUAGGAAUGUUUUGUACUGAGGAAUGGAUGGAUGGAUGGAUGAACGAAUGAGUGAAUGUCACUUGUCAUAUUUAAAGAAAGUGUCAGUGAAUGGAAUCAGAAAGAGUCACUUUAUAGUUAUGUCCAUGUUGAUUAGGAUUAUGUUGUAUAUUAGAUCAUAGUUUGCAGGUUCAUACUUGGAGACAUGUUAGUGACUACACUUAUGUUAUCAGUGCAACAUUAUUAUGCUGGGGAAGAACAAGGGAAAAAGGAAAGACAAUGUAGCCAGAUUUAUAUAUGGAAGUUAUUUAUGAAUUCAUUAGACCUACAGUAAUUGUCACUUUUAUUUAUUUUCAUGUUAUUUUGCGUUCAACAUUAUAACUGUGCUUAUAUUGCUUACUGUAGUUGUCAUUUUCUAUUUGUUUUUCAGACGUAUCAUUUGUUCAAUGAUAACAGAACCAGGAUGUUGUUAUAGUAUAUAGAAUUACUGUAGUACGCACCUUACAUCCUUUGCACUGUGUGCUAUGCACACAGCUAUGUGAUGAUGGUUCAUUUCAAUGCAGUAUCGCUGGCAGUUAUUUAAAACACUCCAUAUCUUAUACUAUUUUGCAUUUUGUGACUUCUGAAGCAUACCACUCAAACUCAAACAUGAAGGCUAGGACCGUGUCAGGGUGAUGACCAAAUACACGGAAAUACUGUUCGUUCACAGACAUAGGAGUCACUCCAAAAUUCAAGUUUACUGGUACUGGUUGGCUUGGUUUUAACAUAGCGUGACUGAUGGGGCUUUUUACAGUCAAAAUAUAAGCAAGAGAUCAGUCCGGUGCCACCAUUGCUCAAAUGAUUUUGCUGUUUUCAAGAAAGAGUGGUCUCUUGGUCCCCAUUUAACUAGACCUUUCAACUUAAUUGAUCUGAACGACCAAUGGUUUGCAGUUGUGUUUGUUAACCAGCACAGCUCAAUCAAGUAAACUCAUCUGAAUGAAUACAAUCUUCAUUCUUUAACUAUAACAGUUCUAUGGUAACUGGUAACUUGUGCCACUCUGAUGGAAGGUCUUCCUGAAGUCACAUGACAUGGAAGUAUUUAUUGUAGAAAUUUUGAUUUUUGAUAUAUAUAUUCUUUUUUUAGAACCUGCACAUCCACUGAACCUCUCUAAUGCCAUUUGCUAUUAGUGUUGCCAAUCAUCAUGCAUAGUUUACAAUCAGUGUGAUAUAUUUCAUAAAACACCUCGUCUUGUGGACUGUAGAGUUAUGUAUCAUUUUGCGAGAGGAUUUUUGUUAUGAGUUUAUUCAUAAGUGGCACAAAUCCAUUGUACACUCCUGUUGAAGAGCAGUUCCCAUGUUUAAGAAGUGAGCUCAGUGACACACGAUUUUCCUCUGUACUAUGAGGCAUUGAGGCAGAUAUAUGUGAUUUUCCUCUGAACUACUGUAUGAGGCAGAUACAAGUGAUUUUCCUCUGAACUAGGAGGCAAACUUAUUUGUAACACUGUAAUGCAACACUCGUUCCAUCUAUUCCCCAAUGAAUAUUUGUCUUUGUUUAACUGGAUUGAUGGGAUCAUGGAAGGUUUAUAAAAGAAUAUUGUUUGCAUAUAAUCUAUUUUUUUAGGCUGGUGUGUCAUAUUCUAAUGUUGUGCGUGAAUGGAAAAGCAGGACUAAUCAACAAUAGGGCCUAUGUAAAUGUAAAAGUAACCCAGUUAUCUUGCUCAUGUAAAUGUCUUGUGAAAUGCCCUUACAGCGACCCCUAUGUAAUUGGCAAAAGUAGUCGAAUCAUGGUAUGAUUAAAAACGAAAUAGUUUACCUUGUGUUGGUGAUA